GUCUGUGGCUGGCCCCGGGAUCCCCCACUCGGGGACUUCCUCUUCCUCUCAGGGCAGGUGCAGCUGCCACAGCGAGACGGGCACCCUGACCCGGGCAUGGAGGGGGGCAAGGGGCCCAGGCUCAGAGACUUCCUGAGUGGGAGUCUGGCUACCUGGGCGCUGGGACUGGCCGGGCUGGUCGGGGAGGCGGAGGACUCGGAGGGGGAAGAAGAGGAAGAGGAGGAAGAGCCGCCCCUUUGGUUGGAGAAGAGAUUCCUGCGCCUCAGCGAUGGGGCCCUGCUCCUCCGGGUGCUGGGCAUCAUUGCCCCCAGCUCCCGAGGGGGACCUCGGAUGCUCAGAGGCCUUGACGGACCUGCUGCCUGGCGAGUGUGGAACCUGAACCGCUUGUGGGGCCGACUGAGGGACUUCUACCAGGAGGAGCUGCAGCUGCUGAUCCUGUCGCCACCCCCAGACCUCCAGACAUUGGGAUUUGACCCUCUCUCAGAAGAAGCGGUGGAGCAGCUGGAAGGCGUUCUUCGGCUACUGUUGGGAGCGUCAGUACAGUGUGAGCACCGGGAACUCUUCAUCCGCCACAUCCAGGGCCUCAGUCUCGAGGUCCAGAGCGAGCUGGCCGCUGCCAUCCAGGAGGUGACCCAGCCGGGGGCCGGCGUGGUGCUGGCACUGUCUGGGCCAGAGCCUGGGGAUCUGGCACCUGCCGAGCUGGAGAUGCUGUCCCGGAGCCUGAUGGGGACACUGUCGAAGCUGGCACGGGAGCGUGACCUGGGGGCCCAGCGGCUGGCUGAACUGCUGCUGGAGCGAGAACCCCUCUGCUUGGGGCCUCAGGCUCCCUCUAGGGCUCCCGCCGAGGGCCCCUCGCACCAUCUGGCCCUGCAGCUGGCCAACGCCAAGGCUCAGCUGCGGCGUCUGCGGCAGGAGCUGGAGGAGAAGGCCGAGCUGCUGCUAGACUCCCAGGCCGAGGUGCAGGGUUUGGAGGCCGAAAUAAGAAGGCUCCGCCAGGAGGCCCAGGCGCUGUCGGGACAGGCCAAGCGGGCCGAGCUGUACCGCGAGGAGGCAGAGGCGCUGCGGGAGCGGGCCGGCCGCCUGCCCCGCCUGCAGGAGGAGCUGAGGCGCUGCCGCGAGCGGCUGCAGGCGGCUGAGGCCUACCAGAGUCAGCUGGAGGAGGAGCGGGUGCUCUCAGGGGUGCUGGAGGCCUCCAAGGCGCUGCUGGAAGAGCAGCUGGAGGCUGCCCGAGAGCGCUGCGCCCGGCUGCACGAGACCCAGCGCGAGAACCUGCUGCUGCGAACCCGGCUGGGCGAGGCCCAUGCGGAGCUGGACUCUCUGCGGCAUCAGGUGGACCAGCUGGCUGAGGAGAAUGUGGAGCUGGAGCUGGAGCUUCAGCGGAGCUUGGAGCCACCUCCAGGAUCCCCUGGGGAGGCACCCCUAGCAGGAGCGGCCCCCUCGCUGCAAGAUGAGGUGAGGGAGGCAGAGGCUGGGCGGCUUCGGACCCUUGAGAGGGAGAACCGGGAGCUUCGGGGGCUGCUUCAGGUGCUUCAGGGGCAGCCAGGGGGCCAGCACCCCCUGCUGGAGGCACCGAGAGAGGACCCUGUUCUUCCAGUGCUGGAGGAGGCUCCCCAGACUCCUGUGGCCUCCGACCACAGCCCUCAGGGCUUGGUUCAGAAGGCAAGGGAUGGAGGCCCCCAGGCCUUGGACUUGGCUCCCCUGGCAUUAGACUCAGUGCUCGAGGCAUCAGCUGAGUGUCCCCAGGCACCUGAUUCAGACCCACAGGAGGCAGAGAGUCCCCUUCAGGCAGCUGCCAUGGACCCCCAGGCCUCAGACUGGUCCCCGCAAGAGUCAGGCUCUCCUGUGGAGACACAGGAGUCCCCGGAGAAGGCUGGCCGUAGAUCCUCUCUCCAGAGCCCUGCCUCUGUGGCCCCACCUCAGGGUCCAGGGACCAAAAUUCAGGCCCCGCAGUUGCUGGGAGGAGAGACAGAGGGAAGAGAGGCUCCCCAAGGCGAGUUGGUGCCUGAGGCCCGGGGAUUGAGACAGGAGGGCCCUGAGCACAAGCCAGGGCCUUCGGAGCCCAGCUCUGUGCAGCUGGAGGAGCAGGAGGGCCCAAACCAGGGCCUGGACCUGGCCACGGGACAAGCAGAGGCCAGAGAGCAUGACCAGAGGCUGGAAGGGACGGUCAGGGUCCCAGCCUGGCAAAAACCACAGCAGAAGUCAGAAGGGGCUCUUGAGGUCCAGGUCUGGGAAGGCCCAAUCCCAGGGGAGAGCCUGGCCAGUGGUGUCGCAGAGCAGGAGGCCCUCAGGGAGGAGGUGGCACAGUUGAGGAGAAAGGCUGAGGCCCUUGGAGAUGAGCUGGAAGCCCAGGCCCGCAAGCUGGAGGCCCAAAACACGGAGGCUGCCCGCCUCUCCAAGGAGCUGGCCCAAGCGCGAAGGGCAGAGGCCGAGGCCCACCGGGAGGCAGAGGCCAAGGCCUGGGAGCAAGCCCGGCUGCGGGAGGCAGUGGAGGCUGCUGGCCGGGAGCUGGAGUCUGCGUCCCAGGAACGGGAGGCGCUGGUGGAGGCGCUGGCAGCAGCGGGCCGGGAGCGGAGGCAGUGGGAGCGUGAGGGGUCCAGGCUGCGGGCCCAGUCGGAGGCCGCCGAGGAACGGAUGCAGGUGCUGGAGAGCGAGGGCCGCCAGCACUUGGAGGAGGCUGAGAGGGAGCGCCGGGAGAAGGAGGCCCUCCAGGCGGAGCUGGAGAAAGCUGUGGUGCGGGGCAAGGAGUUGGGGGCCCGGCUGGAGCAUUUGCAGCGUGAGCUGGAGCAGGCGGCUCUUGAGCGCCAGGAAUUUCUGCGAGAAAAGGAAAGCCAGCACCAGAGGUACCAGGGCUUGGAGCAGCGGCUGGAAGCUGAGCUGCAGGCGGCGGCGACCAGCAAGGAGGAGGCGCUGAUGGAGCUCAAGACCAGGGCCCUGCAGCUGGAAGAGGAGCUGUUCCAGCUGCGCCAGGGCCCCGCGGGGCUGGGGCCCAAAAAGCGUGCGGAGCCUCAGCUGGUGGAGACCCAGAAUGUGCGGCUUAUUGAGGUGGAGCGCAGUAAUGCGAUGCUGGUGGCAGAGAAGGCAGCUUUGCAGGGGCAGCUGCAGCACCUGGAGGGGCAGCUGGGGAGCCUGCAGGGCCGUGCCCAAGAGCUGCUGCUGCAGAGCCAGCGGGCGCAGGAGCACAGCAGCCGCCUGCAGGCCGAGAAGUCUGUGCUGGAGAUUCAGGGCCAGGAGCUGCACCGGAAGCUGGAGGUGCUGGAGGAGGAGGUUCGGGCGGCACGGCAGUCCCAGGAGGAGACCCGCGGGCAGCAGCAGGCCCUGCUUCGGGACCACGAGGCCCUGGCACAGCUGCAGCGGCGGCAGGAGGCCGAGCUAGAGGGACUGCUGGUGCGGCACCGAGACCUCAAGGCCAACAUGCGGGCACUGGAGCUGGCCCACCGGGAGCUGCAGGGCCGGCACGAGCAGCUGCAGGCCCAGCGGGCCAGCGUGGAGGCACAGGAGGUGGCCCUGCUGGCAGAGCGUGAACGCCUGAUGCAAGAUGGGCAUCGGCAGCGGGGCCUGGAGGAGGAGCUGCGGAGGCUUCAGAGCGAGCACGACAGGGCUCAGAUGCUGCUGGCAGAGGUGUCUCGGGAGCGGGGUGAGCUGCAGGGUGAACGCGGGGAGCUACGGGGCCGGCUGGCGCGGCUGGAGCUGGAGCGGGCACAGCUGGAGAUGCAGAGCCAGCAGCUGCGCGAGUCCAACCAGCAGCUGGACCUGAGUGCCUGCCGGCUGACCACGCAGUGUGAGCUAUUGACACAGCUGCGAAGUGCCCAGGAAGAGGAGAACCGGCAGCUGCUGGCUGAAGUUCAGGCCCUGAGCCGGGAGAACAGGGAGCUCCUGGAGCGCAGCCUGGAGAGUCGGGACCACCUGCACCGCGAACAGCGGGAGUACCUGGACCAGCUUAAUGCCCUGCGCCGCGAGAAGCAGAAGCUCGUGGAGAAGAUCAUGGACCAAUACCGCGUGCUGGAGCCUGUGCCCCUGCCCCGGACCAAGAAGGGCAGCUGGCUGGCAGACAAGGUGAAGAGGCUGAUGCGGCCCCGGCGGGAGGGGGGCCCCCCUGGGGGGCUGCGCCUGGGGGCCGAUGGGGCUGGCAGCACCGAGAGCCUGGGGGGCCCCCCGGAGACGGAGCUUCCUGAGGGCAGGGAGGCAGAUGGGACAGGGUCCCCUUCCCCGGCACCCAUGCGCCGGGCCCAGAGCUCCCUCUGCCUGCGGGAUGAGACCUUGGCAGGCGGGCAGCGGCGGAAACUCAGCUCAAGGUUCCCGGUGGGGCGAAGCUCUGAGUCAUUCAGCCCUGGGGACACCCCUAGGCAACGAUUCCGACAGCGCCAUCCAGGCCCCCUGGGGGCGCCCGUCUCCCACAGCAAAGGACCUGGUGUGGGAUGGGAGAACUCCGCUGAGACCCUGCAGGAACACGAAACAGAUGCCAACCGAGAGGGCCCCGAGGCACAGGAACCGGAGAAACGUCCCCUCACCCCAUCCCUCAGCCAGUGACACCGUGGGAACAGCAGGCUUGGGAGUGCAGCCUUCUCGGCACUGGAGUGUCAGCGGAGGCCCCAGGCAGCCCAAGAGCUCAGGGAGCCAGGGACCCCAAGGGGAGUCCUUGGACAAGGAGGCCUGGGCCCUGAGAUCCUCCACGGUCAGCGCCGGGGCCCGGAGAUGGAGCUGGGACGAGUGUGUGGACAGGGGGGAUGGCUGGCCCCCACGAGCAGCUCCAGGCCGGAGUUCUGGUUCUUCCAGGUGGCUCCCGCUGAGGCAGCGGUCUCUGGGGGAUCCCCCAGCUGAAGGAGGCUGGCAGGAGUCGGCAAGAGAACCCCGUGCCCUGUCCAGGUGGGGAGCUGAGUCCCAGUGCUGGGGGACUGUGGCCUGGGCUGAUCUUGAGCCUUAACUGGACAUGAGGGGCAUGAGAAUAAAGCUGAACUGCAGCCUCCUGA
Pan troglodytes (chimpanzee) is the source of this 4967-nucleotide messenger RNA. It is a transcript of the gene CCDC88B, whose product is annotated as coiled-coil domain containing 88B. The record is from RefSeq and is a predicted model, not a curated record. Gene Ontology annotation, molecular function: dynein light intermediate chain binding; microtubule binding. Gene Ontology annotation, biological process: cytoskeleton-dependent intracellular transport; cytoplasmic microtubule organization. The coding region runs from base 97 to 4527 and encodes 1476 amino acids. The transcript has 27 exons. NCBI's taxonomy places the organism in Eukaryota, Metazoa, Chordata, Mammalia, Primates, Hominidae. Gene Ontology annotation, cellular component: cytoplasm; centrosome.